Messenger RNA from Pantherophis guttatus, 4450 nucleotides. RefSeq lists its product as uncharacterized. NCBI's taxonomy places the organism in Eukaryota, Metazoa, Chordata, Lepidosauria, Squamata, Colubridae. Gene Ontology annotation, molecular function: protein binding. The record is from RefSeq and is a predicted model, not a curated record.
AUGGAGCCCGCCGGGAGCCUCCUGCGGGGCAAGCCCUUCUAUGGGCGCGAGUGGGCGCUGGGCCGGCUGGCGCUGAGCCUGGAGGGGGGCGGCGGGGUGCUUGUCACCGGCGGCCCCGGCAGCGGCAAGACGGCGCUGUGCACCGAGGCGCUGUGGCCCACCUCCGCGCCGGGCCUCCGGGUGGGGCUGGCCGACUCCGCCCUGGCGUGGCACUUCUGCCAGGCGCACGACGCCGACGCCACCUGCACCCCGCGCGGCUUCCUGCUGCGGUUGGUACGGCAGGUCGAGCGCUGCCCGCUGCUGCCCGGCUACCGCCAGCGCCUCCGUCGGGCCGGCGCCCCCCAGACGCUGGAGGCGGCCGCCUGCAAAGAUCCGGACGAGGUCUUCCGCAGAGCGGUGCUGCUGCCCCUGCUGGACCUGCCACCCCCCACAAAGCCUCUGCUGAUCGUGGUGGAUGCCUUGGAUGCGGCCAAGAGAGACCGCCAGGAGGAGGAGGAGGAGGAGGAAAGGGACCCCACCCCGGGGCCCAGCAAGUCCAUUGCCCAACUUCUGGGAAGCCACCUGCGGCUGCUGCCCCCCUGGCUGCUCCUGGUCUGCAGCGCCCGCUCUCACAGCCAGGGAGUGCUGCGCCUCUUUCCUGGAUUCCGACAACUAUGCCUCGAUGACCUCCAGAGGGAACCUGUCAUCUGUGAUGUGCAACAUUACAUUCUCGCCCGGCUGGACCGGGAGGAGGCUCUCCAGCGGCGCUUCACCCAGGACAUGACAGGAGCCCUGACCCAGCUUCACCUAAAGAGCAACGGCUGCCUGCUCUACCUGGAACAGAUAUUAGACAGGGUGAUGGAAGAGUUGGUCCCCCCGCAAGAGGUCCGUCACAUCCCAGGGACGCUGUCUGGACUGUACCUGUGGCUCUGCCAGCACCUCUUCCCACACAACCAGUUUGCCCUGAUCCGCCCUCUGCUAGAGGCCCUUCUGGCAGCCCCUCGCCCACUGACGCCUCGUGAGCUUCAUGCUGCCAUCUGGACAUGCCAUCCGGUGGUUCAGGAGAGCUUUCAGGACCACCUGGCAACCUUGGCAGGGUUCCUUCAGAAGGGCCCAGGGGGUACCUGCAUGUUCUUCCACGUCAGCUUUGCCGAGUGGCUUUGUGACAUCAAGCAUUGUACAUGGAAGUACCACUGUUGCCCAGCCCGAGGGCACUUCCUGCUUGCCAUGAGUGCCUUCUGCCGGGCACCAGAACUAAGCCCAGAGGAGGUGAUUGAUCUGGCCCGGCACUUGCUGGCUUCCGAGCUCGACCUUGAGGCCUGGCAGCUGGCACUGUGGCUGGUGUGGUGCCGGGUGCCUGUGGAGUGCUGCUUAGGGCCAGAACUGCUGGUGCCCUUGGAGCCAGCAGUGCUCGAGCUGCUGGUGCUGGCAGGCGCUCGCCUGGGGGAGCAAGGGCCAGCCCCCUCCCUACACCAUGCCUUGGAGCGGGAGGAUUCUGUGCGGCUGCUACUAGAAAACGGCACCAGCGUUAACCAGCGGGAUGUGGACGGGCGCACGUGGCUGGCUAGUGCCUCCCACAGUGGCAACCAUGAAGUAGUGGGGCUGCUCUUGACUCACGGUGCGCAGCUAGAAGCCCCUGAUCACCACGGACAGACCCCCAUGACCUUGGCUGCUCGCCAAGGACACACAAAGGCCCUGCUUUGCCUGCUGGCCCACGGCGCCAAGGUCGAUUGUGCGGAUCACAAAGGUUGGACAGCGCUGCGUGCGGCUGCCUGGGGUGGUCACAGCGAGGCCAUUGGCAUUCUGCUGCAAGCUGGCGCCAGUGUUGAUUGUGCCGAUACAGAGGGGAGAACAGCACUGAGGGCCGCUGCCUGGGGUGGCCAUGAGGACAUUGUGGCCACUCUGUUGGCGCAUGGAGCAGAUGUCAACCAGGCUGACUCUGAGGGGCGCACGCCACUGAUUGCUGCUGCCUACAUGGGGCACAGAGGGAUUGUGGCUCUGUUGCUGAGCCAUGGGGCUCAUGUCGACCACGCUGAUAUGGAUGGGCGGACGGCCCUUUCUGUGGCCGCUUUGUGCAUUCCAGUGAGCCAUGGCUGUGCCAAAGUCGUAGAGCUUCUCUUAGAUCACGGUGCUUCUCCAGGACAUGCCGACCGGGACAAUGUGACUCCCUUGCUGGUAGCUGCCUACGAAGGCCACGUGGAUGUCGUGGAGCUCUUGCUGGAAGCAGGGGCAGAAGUGGACCAGGCUGAUUCCAGAGGCUGCACCCCACUCUUGGCUGCUUCCUCCAUGGGCCAUCGGGCGGCGGUAGAGACUUUGAUGCUUUGGGGGGCAGCCAUUGACAUCCUAGACAGUGAAGGCCGGACUGCUCUGGGUGUUGCAGCUGGACAAGGCAGCGAAGCCGUUGUCCAGGCUCUGCUCAAGCGGGGCUUGGAUGAAAACCACCCAGAUGGGCUGGGCUGGGCCCCACUGCACUUGGCAGCUUGGCAGGGCCACCACAGGACAUGUGCAGCUCUUUUGGAGGCUGGAGCCCGUGUAGGUGAGCCGAACCGGGACGGCCACGUCCCACUAAUGCUGGCAGCACAGGAAGGACACAUGGAUGCUGUGCAGCUCCUGCUCGAGCACCGCUCCCCCAUCGACCACCAGGGUUACGAUGGGCUCUCGGCCUUGUCUCUGGCUAUGCUGGCCGGACACCACAGCACCGCUGAACUGCUUCUGCGCAAGGGGGCAGAGGUGAACUUGUCUGACUCUGAGGGUCGGCCCAUGCUGUACCUGCUGAUGCUGGAGGGCUGUGUGGAGAUGGCCGAAUUGUUACUGGAGCAUGGGGCUAGGCUGGAGGGGCGGGAUGCCCAAGGCCGCACUGCAUUGCACGUCACCUGCUGGCAGGGGCAGGUUGAGGCCACCCAGCUGCUGCUGAGCUACGGAGCAGACGUGGAUGCCCUCGACAAGGAAUGCCGCUCGGCCUUGCACCUGGCUGCCUGGCAGGGCCACGGGAGCAUCGCGCACCUGUUGCUGGAGAGGGGGGCACGGCCCAACCACAGUUGCAGCCAAGGGGCCACUGCUCUGGGCGUGGCUGCACAGGAAGGCUGGGCUGAUGUGGUGAGGGUUUUACUGGAGCACGGGGCCAGCCCUGAUGUCCGGGACAAGGCAGGCCGCUCCCCGAGAUGGCUGGCAGCCAAGCGGGGCCAGCAGGUUGUGCUGAGGCUGAUGGAAGGUUACGGGGCCUGGCCGGGGCCGGCUUCUCCCCAGCUGGGCUCUCCCAGCAGCUCGGCCAGCAGCCUUGUCCCCCAAGGCAGGGGAGGCAAAUCUCCUGCAGCCUGGCUGGGCUCCACCGAUGAUGCACAGGCCUCCCGUGGCUCUUCAGCCACAAUGUCCAUUUUUCACUCCCUUGCUGCCACCCCCCAAAUAGUUCCAUUGGACUCACUCUCUGGGGCACAACAGAUGCCCCAGUACUCCCCACCCUAUCGGCCCCAGCCAGGCCCCUUAGCCCUUCUGCCAUAUCCAGCUCAGGACAAGCCUAGCAAGGAACCCAGGGGGGGUCUGAUCUCCACUGACACGCUGUCUCCCCACCUGCACCGGAAGGCAGCCAUCAAGCUGCAGUUCGAGGGCCCCACUUGCGGCUAUCACUACAAGCAGGAAACUCCCCUUUGAUCUGGAGAGGGGGGCAAGGCCGGUGGGGCUGGUCGGCAAGAGGUGCAGUCCUCGGUGCGGAGGGCUUUGACGUACAAGGCUCGGAAUGCUGCGGGGGGUCCACUUUAGGACCUCCGGUGCCCACCCCAAGACCUGCUCCAGCUUUGGAAAGGGGGGCCCCAUCCAAGAAGGGGGGGCAGAAGUGCCACAGUGGUGUCAGAGGCAUCCCCUGCUCCAUGGCCAUGUGGGGGGUCAUUUUCCUCUGGGCAGCUGAGAGCCUCCCCCUGGGAAAAGGGGCCAGUGACCCCCAGCUGGCCCUGGCUGGCUUUCUGCACAUAGGCUAACCAUAAAGCUGGCGCACCACACAGUGCCUACGUGCACACAACCUCUAUGCACAAAAGAACCACCAUUACGGGUUAAGAUGAUGCCCUUGUUCGCACAGUGUGCUGGAUCACACAUCACCCAGGCCUUUUACACUGAUCUGUGGCCUCGUGUGAAUUCAGCUGCUGACUCUGGCCCAGAGUGUCUUUGAACAUCUGCUGGGAAGGAAGGAAGGAAGGAGAGGGAGGGAGGAAGGCCCCUGAUGCUUUCCUUCUCCAGCGGGUGGAAAGCCAGCCAGCCAGAGACCUGCUGUGUCCCUGGGGUCUCUGACCACGAGGCCCUUAAACUUGACUACCUCCGGGGGGGGGGUGAUCUGAAAGGGAUGGGGGGGGUGAAGCUCCUCCUGCUGAUGCUUUCUGCCCAAGCAAUCUCCAGAUGUGGGGAAGCAGCUCCCAUCACAGCCCAGGCGACCACUUGGAGCUCUGCUGGGUGGAAAUUAUGGGGUGCCCCAAGGGGAAGAAAA